Messenger RNA from Protopolystoma xenopodis, 366 nucleotides. The record is from the annotation of a GenBank genome assembly. NCBI's taxonomy places the organism in Eukaryota, Metazoa, Platyhelminthes, Monogenea, Polystomatidea, Polystomatidae.
AUGCGUCGCCGAAGUACUCAGGGUCCUAUUCUGCCACUCUCGAGUGCUGUGCCUUGUCAUACUUUAGGCUCCGAAGAUCAUCAAGGUUACCUUAAUCACCAUCGCAUAUCCCAGAUUCCCAUUCCUAUUGGGGUCCCAAUACCGAACGCCGAAUUAACCAAUGAUGACUGGCUGUCUCCCCCGCCUACCUGGUCCUGUAUUCGAGGGCCCCAGGCCCCCAAUGAGCACACUCUAACCUCCUACUGGUGCAUGCUGCCAGUAUCUUCCUUGAUGUCUCCGCCAAAAGAUCUAAUGCAUGCCUUGGAUGCAGCCGGUCCUCUAGGCCUCGUUUUGACGGCAGAGGACUUUGGAAGAGCAUUCCUUUGA